Prorocentrum cordatum is the source of this 2379-nucleotide messenger RNA. NCBI's taxonomy places the organism in Eukaryota, Dinophyceae, Prorocentrales, Prorocentraceae. The record is from the annotation of a GenBank genome assembly.
GUGCAGCUAGAGUCGGUCGCGGUGCAGCUGCGAUUGGUGUUGAUGCUGCAGGACUCGCACUGCUGCUGCUGGGGUGGGUCGCUGGUUGGUCGCGGUGCUGUUGGAGCUGGCGGUGGCGCUGUCGGUGUUGGUCGGGUGCUGCAGGAGUCGGUCGUGGUGCAGCAGGGGUUGGUGUUGAAGCUGCUGGAGUCGCUCUGGUGCUGCUGGAGUCAGUCGCUGGUUCAUCCGUCGUUCCAGGGCCGCUACCUGCGCCAGCUUGCGCCGCAGCCACCGAUGACCCCUCUCGUCGACAUGUCCGCCCUGGCCCGACUCGGCUGGCUGCGCCCGGCAUCCUGGCGCCGCUCCCUUUACCUCAGGAAGAUCUCCACCGUGCCUGGGCGACAGUGCCGGAGGGCCUGUGGCACGCUGGGUGGGUGCCAUUCGAACAUAUGCAAGCCGAACUCGACAUCUAAGCUCACCGAGUGCGUGUCGAAGUCGACUGUCCAAUACCUGCGAUGCACCUCCUGGUUGCCGAUCGUUUGCGUGGCGACGCCGAUCCCCCGGAGCCGCUGCUCUAGAGACAGGAAGAUCCCACCCAUGUUGUCGUCCUCCAAGCACGAGGGCUUCGUGAUGAUGUCGAACUGCUCGACGCCGAGCUCGAUGGCCACGCUCGUGAUCUCAUUCAGGCUGCUAACGUGGUUCGUCAUCGUGUCGCUGCGAUGCUGGUCCGACAUCAGGACUGCUGGCGUCGGCCAGGUCGCUUCUGGAGUUGGAUGCAGUGCUGCAAAAGUUGACCGCUGUGCUGCUGCCUGGUCGCUGGCGUCGGUUGCUGGUUGGUCGUGGUGCUGCUGGUUGGUGGCUCUGGUGGUGCUGGAGUCGGUCGCUGGUUGGUCGUGGAGCUGCUGUCGUGGUGCUGCUGGUGCUGGUCUAAGUCUGCUGGUGUCGGCCGAGGUGCUGCAGGAGUCGGUCGUGGUGUUACUGGAGCUGGCCGCGGCGUUGCUGGAGUCGGUCGUGGCGUUGUUGGGCGGUCGCUGGGGUCGGUCGCAAGUUGGUCGCGGUGCUGCUGGUUGCUCACUCUGGAGGCGCUGGGGUCGGUCGCAGGUGGAUCGCGGUGCUGCUGGUUGCUCGCCAUGGCGGCGCUGUGAUCGGUCGCUAGUUGAUCGCGGCGCUGCUGGAGUUGGUCGCAAUGCUGCCGGCGUCGGUCUAGUGCUGCUGGUGUCGGCCCAGGUGCUGCUGGAGUUGGCCGUGGUGCUGUUGGAGCUGCUCGUUGUGCCUCUGACGUUGGUCGUCAUCCUUCAGGUGUCCCAUGGUUCUGGCAAGCCGCCGGCAGGCCCUGCCGUGGGGCUCCCGUGGGGCUCGCGCGGGGCUCCAGAGUGCCUCGUGCUGCUGGGGUUGGCCGUUGUGCUGAUGGGGUUGAUGUUGAUGCUGCCGCAGUCGCCCUGGCGCGCGCCGGCGCCGGCGCCGCCGCCUCGGGCGGAGGCCUCGACCUCCCCGACGGAGAUACUGGCCCCAGAGGAGCAGGCGUCCGCCCAGCCGCCGAGGAUGGGCCCAGCCAGCAAGGCGCCCGCGCCGCCGCCGCCGGAGGUGCCUGGCUCUGAUGCUGGCGAUUUGUCUACGGAGGCUGCCGAUGAGCUGGCCGCCCUCAGGAAGCGCUCCCUCGAGGGCGCCAUCGUGGAGCAGGACCGGCACCGUAUGGAGGAGCUCAUGGCCCAGAGGUCUGCCGCCCGUGCUGCCGAGCGCUUGCGGCGGGCAACGGAGGCAGUCGGUAUCCAGUUCAAGGAUCUGUUCAUGGCCGCGGUUCAGCAGUUAGUGGAACUGAUCCUCUCUGACAAGUCUGCCAUCGUGGGUAACAGCCCGCCGCUUGCGUUGCUGAUCCUGAAUGACCUCGGGGUUGCCUGUUUCAAGUUGAAGUUGUCGAGGGCCGCCCGCGACCUAGCUUGCGCUCGGGGCUCGCGCGUUCGCCAUGGCGCCAUGGCGACGACCCUGUCUCAUUCGCCCGAGCGCGAGCCGUCCGAGCACGAGCCUUCGUUGCCUUCGGCGGACUCGGCCGGCAACGAGCGCGCCAGUGCGCGCGCGUGGCCUGCGUCCACGUGGAGCAUCGCGGGCCCGAUCCCAGAGCAGACCGCGAGCGGGGAGGCCGAGAGCACGCGCAAGAACGCAGACGACGCGACGGUCGAGCCCGGGACAAAGACGAGCAGAAGUGGCGAGAUGGCCAGCAGCGGGGCGCUGCUGGCCGUGCUGCGGCGCCGAGCACGCCAUUCGAUGGGGAUGGCAGCAGUCGAGGGGCUGGUGGGCGCCGAAGGGCCCGCAGAUGAGCGGGGAGGCAAGCGGUCGCCGGAGGCGUGCCCGACCGGCGACCCCGACCGAGGUCCCGCCCCGGCGAGCUUGGCGGCAGUGCGG